AUGAUUCUUUCACAAAGUAAGGCCAUAGGGUACAGAUCUUUUGAAAAGUCCUUAGAUAAAGUUAAGAGGAUUCAGGAAAAGCUCUUGGCUGCUCAUAGUAGGCAGAAAGAGUAUGCGAAUCAAAAGGUCCGAGAUCUUGAGUUCAUGAGAUAUCAUGAGGAUGGUUCGUUUAUCAUUCGUUGGGAUUUUGUCCUGUUGGAUGAGAAUCUGUCCUAUGAGGAAGGGUCUAUUGCUAUUCUAGUUAGAGAGGUUCAUAAGUUGAGGUCAAAAGAGACAGUGUCAGUGAAGGUUCAGUGGAAGAACCGUCCUGUUGAAGAAGCUACUUGGGAGACAAAAUCCGAUAUGGGAAAGAAUUAUCCCCAACUUUUCACUGAAUCAGGGUUUGUAGGAGGAGGAAGCGUGAAUGAAGAAGAAGGUGCUGGUAUUUUUGGAGGUGGAGGUAAAGCUGGGAAUUGUGAUUG
This is a messenger RNA of Lycium ferocissimum, 461 nucleotides long. RefSeq lists its product as uncharacterized. The record is from RefSeq and is a predicted model, not a curated record. The annotation marks the transcript as partial. The transcript is spliced from 3 exons. NCBI's taxonomy places the organism in Eukaryota, Viridiplantae, Streptophyta, Magnoliopsida, Solanales, Solanaceae.